Messenger RNA from Pocillopora verrucosa, 8597 nucleotides. RefSeq lists its product as uncharacterized. Gene Ontology annotation, biological process: signal transduction. Gene Ontology annotation, molecular function: protein binding. Gene Ontology annotation, cellular component: nucleus. Lineage: Eukaryota; Metazoa; Cnidaria; Anthozoa; Scleractinia; Pocilloporidae. The record is from RefSeq and is a predicted model, not a curated record.
ACGGAGUUAGGGAAUUUAGGUCUACCUUUACUACUUAUUUUAUUUGUUUACUAGGAUUGAGAAUGCCGAUUACUGACAAGGAUAUACCCUGUGUAAGGGCUAUUCAUAGCUGUGCGAAAUGCAAUCGACCAUUCAAGGGAAAGGAUUCUAAAGAGAGUUAUAUUAAGCAUAUAGAACACAGUUCAAAACAUAAAAUCUCGAAGGCUAGUGUACCCGAAAGCUGUGGUCAAUGUGGUCGAUACUUUUCAAGCACGAGAGCUUUAAUUCAACACUUGAAAAAAAGUCGCCAUCAUUUGAAAGAUUUGCACCACGCCGCUUGCACGGGGAAAUUUCAACUCGUGGAGAAAUUAAUGAGAAAUGAGAUGGCAGAUUCGCCAGGAGAUUCUCAUCAACCGUCGAAACCUCAGAUGGGAUUCACGCCGAUGCAUUGUGCUGCCUUCGGCGGCCACGAAGAGUGUUUGACGAUCAUGCUUAGCUGGGCCGAUGGAGAUCCAAAUGUUGUUGAUCCCAAAGAUGGCAAAACUCCUGUUCAUCUAGCAGCAUGGAAAGGACACGGGAAUUGUCUCAGAUUACUGCUCAAGAAGGGUGGUGAUAUAUCUAGACCUGAUCGCAAUGGAAACACUCCAAUGUCUUUAGCAAAAGAUAGAUAUUGUAUGUAUGUAGUUGGAUAUCAUUUGGCUGCAAGGCAAUUCAAGCUGAUGAUGGAACCGUUAUGUGACAAUCUACGCCGUGUAAAUAUUGCAGAGGUACCCACGCAAAUCGAAGGUCGUGAAGAACCAAGGCAGGCUGAAGAAGUCAGUCCAUCAAAUAUUCAAGACAAAUCCAGUGAACCUUAUGAAGUUCUUGCGAGGGGCGAGUUGGCAGUUGAAAUAUUUAACAAGGCACUACUUGAGGGGAAAGCUUGUGUACCUCGUAUGCAGCUCACCGUGAUUGGAGAUGUAGGCGUGGGCAAGACAAGCCUGGUACGUUCUCUUAGUGGAGAAGAUUUUGUAGAAGAACGGGAAGAAACUCGUGGAAUCGUCACAUCCAUGGUUGAGAUGACAGAAUUAGACGAGUCGUGGCAUGCGGUUGACCUGAAUAAUUCCAUUGUAGAUGACAUUUUAGCUGAGAAAGUGUGUCAGGGAAUUAGAGGUACCCCAGUAAAAGGCCAGUCUAAUGAUUCUCAUGGGAAACAACCUGGUUGUUCUCAGUCAAGACUGUCUUUUCCCCCAACCAAUUUCAGGCGACUUGCUAGCAUAGAAGGUCCAUCUACUUCAGGAGGUACUGGAAUAAGAAGCAACGCGGAUGAAACAAGUAUGGUAAAUAUGUCUCCUUCUGCAAGUCCCAGUCUUCUAUUUGGAGACACCCCUUCACGUACCAUGCCAGUCGAUCAAAUCAAGCGAAAGCUGAGUCUCCCUGUGGGAACGUCACCGAAUGAUAGCGAGAAGAAGUACACUAAAAUCAGCAUUUGGGACUUUGCAGGCCACUCUUUGUAUGAAGCAAUGCACCAUGUUUUCCUAAAUCGGCGUUCAUUUUAUCUUGUUGUAUUGAAUUUGGUUCGGCUGUGUAACCCUGAGACUGUUAACCAAGCCUUAGAGGAGAUACACUUUUGGCUCAAUUCCGUACGCGUACAUACUCCUCACACGACACCUGUGUUCCUCGUAGGAACGCGUCGCGCUGAAGUGGCGAACGAAGAUUUGGCUACUGCAGAGAGUGUCCUUUAUGAUGAAUUGGUAGAGAGCUUUGGGCAACAACUGGUUAAUAGUAAAGAACAAAGCUUCUUGUUUCCGGUGGAAAACGCCCUAGGUGGUGAAGACUCUGGUGCCAUAGCCUUAAGGAAAGCCAUCGAAAAUGAAGCUGCUCUCUUACGGAAAAUGGACGAGGAACUUCCUGUGUUGUGGCUACAUUUUGAAGAGGAAAUUCUGAAGUGCAGGGAUCAUCCACUUUUCCCACCUUGUGUGCGCAAGAUCAACCUGAAACGCAUGAUGGAGCAGAAUACUUCCCGUGUUGUCGAAGAAAGAGAGUUUGACAGCAUGCUGCAUUUCUACCAUGACAGCGGAGUGAUAAUCCUACCAGAGGAGCUGAUCGGACCGACGACGUAUCACUCCGAGCUGAACGACUUGGUGGUCAUCAAUCCACAAUACCUAGUCGAUGUUAUGACUUGUCUUCACGAUGUUACCGACCACCUGGAUAUUGAUCGUAGACACCGUAGUCAGUGGAAGACCUUGCAAGAGGAAGGAGUGGCUGACAUCGAGCUUCUUAAGUUUUUAUGGGAAAAAUUCAGAAGCCCUAUUGCUGAGCUUGUUGGUAUCUUGGAAGCUUCAGGUAUGCUGUGCCCAAUCUCUGCCUCAGCUGAGGUAAAAGACCACGAAGAUGGCACCGUUCCAGUUGAAGGUGACGAGAAUAGUGCUCAAAUCAGCAAAUACAUUGUUCCAUUUCACCUAAAAGAGAAAAGCUUGAUGAGAAAGUGGGAAAAGCUUUGUCAGAAAAGCUGGUCUGGAAUUUGUACCUCAGACAAACUCCUCGUGUUUGAUUUCCGUAGUUUCCUACCUCCCGCUCUCUUUAACUACUUUAUUGUUCGUACAAGCGCAAGAAGCAAAGACAGCAGUGGUAUGAAACCGAUCAUCACCAAAGGGAUGGCCAUAUUUUCAUUUGAAGAUAGUUUCUUUCUUCUUACGGAGAUGUGUCAGAAACACAACCAAAUUCGAAUCAGGGCAAGGUACAAGAAUGGCAAGAAGCUCCACAAAUUGUUUAACAUACUUAUGUCAAUAAUGACAGACAUUUGUCAGCGCCAGUUUAGAUUUCUUAAGUUCAGCUUUGGGCCUGUCUGUCCUAACCCACGUUGCCCUGGGUCAUCCAGUGACGGAACGGUUCGCCGAGCGGAAACCUCCUCUGAUGAAAGUGAUGAAGGCGAUGAUGAUGGAGAGUGCGAAGGUGGUGGGCUCGUGUCCUCUGUCCAUUCCCCAGCCGAAGGCGUUCGUCGCCACGUAAUCUGCAUUGACCCAACUGUACCAUCUAAGCCCAUGUGGUGUAACUCUACGCCAGUCCACGAAUUUGAAGAAAUUAAACAGUGGUUUGUCGAGCCGCAAGAUGGCAGUUCUAAGGUCCCAGAGGAUUCUCAUUGUUAUUCUGGUAAGUCAAUUUCCAUGUUGAAAACAAGAACUUCCUCUUUACUUCACCAUUUUCUACAUGCCCUUUUGAAACAAGUUCAGAGUUGCUGUCUUGUCGUAGUCGCCAAGCAACUGGCCAACAAUUGGAAGUGGCUUGGAAGAGCCCUUCUUGUACCAAAUACAACCAUUCAAAACAUCCAAGUUGAAAACAGCUCAGAGAACGAAAGAUCUUAUCAAGUCCUCAUCCAUUGGGAGCAAACCGUGGGCCACAAAGCGACUGUGCUUGAACUGAUAAAAGCAAUUGAAGAGGUUGGCGACGUUCCAACUUUGGAGGCAUUUGAGCAACACCUUGGUGAUCGUCACGUUAAUGCAGCCGAUCCUGGUUCCUUUCAAGUAAAAGACGCGAUUGGAACAAAAACUGCUAGGAAAUUCGAGACAAAUCUUCCUAGAUGUCUUUCUAGAGAAUUUGUCAAUAGACAAUUUAACAAAAUACGUCGAACACCUACUCUUUCCUUCGGUGUUUUACCCGGAUCAAAGAUGCCAUUUGCCGACAAAAAUAUGUCCUGUGCAAGGGCUGUUCACACCUGUGCGAAAUGCAAUCGGCGAUUCAUGGGAAAGGAAUCUAAAGAGAGUUUUAUACAGCAUUUAGAACACAGUUCAAAACAUCAGAACACCGAAGCUGGCGUGCCAGAAAGCUGCGGUCAUUGUGUUCGUUCCUUUUCGAGCACGAGUGCGUUACUCCAGCACCUGGAAAACAAUCGCCACCAUUUGAAAGAUUUACACCACGCCGCUUGCACGGGAAAAUUUCAACUCGUUGAGCAAUUAAUGAGAACUGAAGCCGCAAAUUGUCCCGGCGAUUCUCAUCGCCCGUCAAAACCUCAGACGGGCUACACGCCAAUGCAUUGUGCAGCCUUCGGUGGACAUGAUGAGUGCUUAAAAAUUAUGCUUAGCUGGCCCGAUGGAGACCCAAAUGUCGUUGAUCCUGCCGAUGGCCGAACUCCUGUUCACCUCGCAGCUUGGAAAGGACAUGGCGUUUGUCUCAAGUUACUGCUUAGGAAGGGUGGAAGGCUACGUGAACGUGAUUUCAGUGGAAAAACACCGAUUUCUUUAGCCAGAGAUCCAUCUUGUUUGUCUUUAAUUGUUUAUUAUUUAGCUGAGACGGAAUACAGGCUGGAUGUGGAAGGAUCAAUUGAACUUGUAUGGAAGAGUCUUUGCGGGGUAAGCAGUCCAAUAGUUUCCUCGCCAGUCAUGGAACUCCAAGACCCAUGCCAUGGUGCGGUGAUCAGUCAAUCCAACAAUGAAGAAUUUUCCAAUGAACCAUAUGAAGUCCUUGCAAGGGGUGAGUUGGCAGUUGAAAUAUUCAAUCAGGCACUACGUGAGGGAAAAGCACGCAUAUCUCGCAUGCAGCUCACUGUCAUAGGGAAUGUAGGGGUCGGAAAGACCAGCCUUGUACGUUCUCUCAGUGGGGAGGAGUUUGAAGAAGAAAGAAAAGAAACUCAUGGAAUUGACACUUCCAUGGUCGAGAAGACAGAAUUAGACGUGUCGUGGCAUGCCGCAGACCCGAACAAGUCCCAGGUGGAUGAAAUUUUAGUAGAUCAAGUUUGUCAAGGAAUUCAACGUUCCCCAAGGGUGGGCCAUCCUUGUCCUAUUCGAGGGAGACGGCUGACUCAUUCUCACCAAGGACCGUCCUUUUUGCCAAGAGGGCAACAUCCUUCUUACGUAAGGCGACUUCGUAGCAUAGAAGGUCCAUCCACUUCGGGGAGCACCAGUGCAAGCAACGGGGAGCAGACAAGCUUAGCGACAGAAUCACCUGCCUCAUUGCACAGUCUUACUCAUGAAAGGAGGUCUUCACGUGAGAUACCAAUCGAAGAGAUCAUGCGAAGGCUUAGUCUGAAUUCGGAAACGUCUUUGGGUGAGAACGAAAAGAAGUACGCUAAGAUCAGCAUUUGGGACUUUGCUGGCCAUUCUCUGUACGAAGCUAUGCAUCAUGUUUUCCUAAACAGGCGUUCCUUUUACCUUGCUGUGCUAAAUUUGGCUCGGCUGUGUAACCUUGACAGUGCCAACCAAGUUUUAGAAGAGAUUAAUUAUUGGCUCAAUUCCAUACGCGUGCAUGCUCCUCACACGACUCCUGUGUUCCUAGUGGGAACACACAGCGGCGAGGUGAGCGAGCAAGACAAGGCAACAGCAGAGAAGACGCUUUAUGAAAAAUUAACUGAGAAGUUUGGUCAACAGCUUGUAAAAAGCAAGGAAAACAGUUUUCUCUUUCCAGUAGAAAACACCCUUGGUGGCGAAGAUCCCGGUGCAGGGGCCUUAAAGAAGGCCAUCGAAAAUGAAGCAACACGCCUGAGUAAAAUGGAUGAGGAGUUUCCCCUAUCGUGGCUUGAUUUUGAGGAGGAAAUUCUGAAGUGCAGAGAGGACCAAGACUUCCCGCCAUGUGUCCGUAAGUCCGACCUAAAACAGAUGCUGGAGCAGAGUACAUCCCGUAAUAUCGAUGAUAGAGAGUUUGGAAGCAUGCUGCAGUUCUAUCACGACAGUGGUGUGAUCAUCCUGCCAGAAGAGCUAAUUGGACCAAAGACACACCACUCCGACUUAAACGAUGUAGUGGUAGUCAAUCCACAGUAUCUCGUUGACGUCAUGACCCGCCUACACGAUAUUUCCGACCACCUGAAUAUUGAUCGUGAACAUCAGAGUCAGUGGGAGAUGCUGCAAGAGCAAGGAGUAGCCAACUUCAAACUUUUGGAGUAUCUUUGGAAAGACUUCAAAAGCCCUGCCACUCAGCUUGUUGGUAUCUUGGAAGCUUGUGGUAUGCUGUGCCCAAUCUCUUCUUCUGUAGAGGAUGAAGACCGUGAAGACGGUACUAAACCAGUUAAAGGUGAUGAGAAUGAAUCAGAGAUCAGCAAAUACAUCGUACCAUUUCAUCUAAAGGAUAAAUGCUUGAAAGGAAAGUGGAAUAAGCUUUGUCGGAAAAGAUGGACUGAAAUUUGUACCUCGGACAAAGUUUUAAUGUUUGAUUUCCGUAGUUUCCUGCCUCCUGCACUCUUUCACUACUUCAUUGUUCGCACUGGCUCUAGAAGCCAAUCCAGUAAUGGUAUGAGACCGAUCAUAGCCAAAAGGAUGGCCAUAUUCUCAUUUGGAGACAGUUUCUUCAUUCUUACAGAGAUGUGUCAGAAACACAACCAAAUUCGAAUUAGGGCCCGGCACAAAAAUACCAAAAAGCCUCAUGAGUUGUUUAACAUCUUGAUGUCGAUAAUGACAGACAUCUGCCAGCGCCAGUUCCGAUUUCUCAAGUUCAGUUUCGGACCUACCUGUCCCAACCCACGUUGCCCCGGGUCAUCGAGUGAAGGUACAGUUCUUCCAGUGGACACCUCUUCUGACGAAAGUGAUGAUGGCGACGAUGAUGAGGCCGAGUGUGGUGAGCGGGAGUCCUCCGUCGACUCCUCAACCGAAAGUGUUCGUCAUCACGUAAUUUACAUAGACCCGGCUGUCGCAUCAAGGCCUUUGUGGUGUAACUCCACACCAGUCCAUGAAUUCGAAGAAAUCAAACAGUGGCUUGUUGAGCCACAAAAUACCGUUUCCAAGGUCCCAGAAGACUCUCCUUGCUAUUCAAAACCAGUUGAGCCUUGCUGCCUGGCUUUAGUCGCUAAAGAACUGGCUUAUAAAUGGAAGUGGCUUGGAAGGUCUCUCUCGGUAGCAGACACAGUCAUUGAGACUAUUCAGACUGAAAAUCAUUCAGAGGAAGAGAGAGCUUAUCAAGUCCUCACCCGAUGGAGUCGAACCAUGGGAUCCAAAGGUACAGUGCAUGAGCUGAUGAAAGCGAUCGAAGAAAUUGGCGACGUUCCACCUUUGGAGGCAUUUGAUCGACACCUUGGAGAUCGUCAUGUCGAGGCAGCUAAGCCUAUUAACUAGUUAUUCCGCUGGACUCUCGAAGGAAUUCGAAAUAUUAAUUGAAAUUUUUUUGAAAAUGGAGUCGUAAAUAAGGCCGUUUGUCUUUUUUCUCUCGGUUUUGUUGGUAAGCACGUGCCAACAAAUCUUACGUAAAGAAAUUAUUCUUGUGCUCGAAAAUUUUGAAAUUAACUCUUCAAUAAGAUAAAGCUAAUUUUAUGUCAGUGCCAGGUCGUAAGUAUUCACAUGAGUAAAACCGAUACGGUUAAAAUAUAAUUUUCAAUUCAAAUUGUUUGAUUUUGCUAACAACAUUGCUUUAAUUUCAACUUCCUUGGACCUUUUGGCGCUCAAUUUGAACUUUUUUCUCGGUGCACAAUCAGUUGACUUACUCUUAGCCGAUGGGCAUGCUUAAUUCGUUUUCAUUUACAUGCAUAUUUUAAGAAACGACCAGCCUACCACGUCCGUCUGUAUAGUAGCGAUAAAAUAUUGCGGUUAAUUAUCGCAGCGAAUGCAUCAGUAAUGAAGAAUACUCGUUCUCAUUUUCCCACCAUGCAUGUUCAUUCAGGGAAUGAACAUGCAUGGAGUUGACAAGGUUGGCAAAUUUGAUAGUAGGCUGGUGAUAGUUUACAUAAUAACGUACAUGAAAAAAUAACGCGCUUCAGAUUGGCUGGAAAUGAGUGCAUUCUUGUGUAACGCGAAUACAAAGUUGUAACACGAGUGCAAAUUACAAAUAGCGCGCGCGCCCUUGCAAAAUUUCGUCUGUCUUGACUUUCUACGAUGUUUUUUCAUGUACAUUAAUUAUUAACAGGUAAUAAUAUGAUUUCGAGUAAAAUUUGGUGUAAUAAGAACUUGUAAAUUUUUCAAAGACUACAAAAUUGCACUUGCCUUAUGUGCUUAUGCAAUUUUGAUAUCUUUGAAAAAAUUAACUCGUGCUUAUUACACCAAAUUGCACUCGAAAUCAUGUUAUUACCCAUACUAAAUCUUAUAUGAGGCGUGCUCUCAAUAGACACAAUGAUGAACAUAAAACUGAACCCAAAACAAAAAUGAAGUAAAAGAAAGAGAAGGCAGAGUUCGAGAUUUUAUCUGUUCGAAGAAAGAAGACUUUAUUUCUGUAUGGAAUAAUCUUUAAAGGAAAAUUCAAGAACAAAAAUUACAUAGAAAUGGUAUCUCUAUCAAAUCAGAGGAAUAGUGCAGUGUAUUUCAAGGUAUAAUUUUAAUACAACCAUUUCGAUCUUAAUUUUACACGUAGCAUGAUUGGGUAGUUAAUUUAGCCCUGGAAAUUCAAACUUUCAGUAAGGUGAAGAUAGGAUAUGGUAUGUCCAACUUAGUGUGUGCCUCUAAAUAGUAUUUUUUUUUGUUCGGGCUAUAUGACCCUAUAAAGAAAGGGUCAAACAGCCCUUCCCCCACCUGGCAUUCGUCAUCAGACUGGGUAAUGAACAAUUACAAAAUAUAUUUUAAUUUAAGGACCGAUAUUGUGGAAUUCAUUACUGGUAAUGAGUUGUAAUCGGACAUGCCACGUGAAAUCUUUACCUUGCGGAAGGUUUGCAAUUGCAAAAUUCACUAUACGACCAAGGCCGUGUACAAAAUUAAAAUCGAAAUAGUUUUAUUGUAAAAUGAAAUAAAAAA